This is a messenger RNA of Nematostella vectensis (starlet sea anemone), 3215 nucleotides long. Its product is annotated as protein AF-10. The record is from RefSeq and is a predicted model, not a curated record. The transcript is spliced from 10 exons. Gene Ontology annotation, molecular function: histone binding; nucleosome binding. The coding region runs from base 8 to 2854 and encodes 948 amino acids. NCBI's taxonomy places the organism in Eukaryota, Metazoa, Cnidaria, Anthozoa, Actiniaria, Edwardsiidae. Gene Ontology annotation, cellular component: nucleus. Gene Ontology annotation, biological process: regulation of transcription by RNA polymerase II.
CACUUCAAUGUUAUUUGGCGCGUCCAUUUUACCCCUCGCAUUUCGCCCGCCGAAAUAUGAAACAACAACCGAUAAAAACCAGCUGACCGUGCUACCACGCUUAAAAAACUAUCUCUGUAGGUCAGAUAUGGUAAAAGCGAUGGUUGGGGGCUGUUGUGUAUGUUCGGAUGAGCGAGGAUGGGACGAGAACCCGUUGGUUUACUGUGACGGUCACGGGUGCAAUGUAGCUGUGCAUCAAGCUUGUUAUGGUAUAGUCCAAGUCCCGAAGGGCCCGUGGUUUUGUAGGAAGUGCGAGUCUCAAGAACGAAUCGCGAGAGUUAAAUGUGAGUUAUGUCCUUCAAAGGUUGGAGCUCUCAAACGCACUGACAAUGGAGGUUGGGCACAUGUCGUUUGUGCACUGUACAUCCCAGAAGUGCGUUUUGGUAAUGUCAGUACCAUGGAACCCAUCUUGCUGGCCUCAGUCCCCCAUGAACGUUACCUCAAGACCUGCUAUAUAUGUGAGGAAAGAGGGAAAGAAAGUAGAACAGCUCACGGGGGCUGCAUGAACUGUAACAAGCUUGGCUGCAAACAAACAUUCCAUGUAACAUGUGCUCAGAGCUGUGGCUUGCUAUGUGAAGAAAAUGAUGGUCAGUCUGGGCCAACGGUAAAAUACGUUGGGUACUGCCAGUUCCACUGGAACAAAAAGGCAAAGGGAAUUUUAUUUAACAAGACUCCAGAGAAAGAGAAAGCCAAGAUGAAGUUUGACGUUAGGAAGCAAAAAUCUCGUACAAGCAGUGAGAGCAGUACAAACUCAACUGGGGCCAUCCCCGCAACUAAACCAGAUAACAGCAAGCCCCAAGAUAAAGAGACAGAACUAAACCAAACGGCAUCAGCAACACCAAGCAAUGCCAAACCAAGAGGGAAAAAGCCAGCUAGUGUGAAAACUCCACCUGUUGCUAACGAAAAAGGACCUGAUUUGCAGGGCAAUGCAGAAGUCAACAUGAGUGUCGAAUUACCUGCAUCAAAAACUGCUGUACAAGAUGCUGUUUCUCCAAUACCUCGUAUAAAACCAAUGGAGAGUGGAUAUGUUCCGAGUAUAUCUAAUGUGAGCCCACCAACUACAAAAGCACAACAUGAGCCAGUGCAAUUAUUCAGUGUAGCCAAGUCAACCCCGACCCCGCCCUUGGUAAGCACGGCUUUGCCCAAGCUCCACUAUCAGGCAGCCAAUGUAGCAUCUAGCAGUAACAAGUCUAAGGCUAUUACAGUGAACAAGAAACGUCCUAGCACAAAGAAUGAUGAAGAGCCUAAGCGCAAAGUUGGAAGGCCGCCAACAAAGAAAAUGCUUGCAAAACAGCAACCAAAACAAGCAAACAAACAAAGUGGUGUUAAAGUACCAAGGAAGAAAUCACUUCUUAACAGUGCCAUACCUGCAUCUAGCCCUUCUCCAGUCUCCAGCAGCUCAGCUCAUCCGAGUUAUAGUGGUGGGGCAGCCUCUAUUCAUUCAAGCCCUGUUCCGAUCCAGAAUGGUCUUCCUCCAGGUAACCCUGGACAAUAUGUCACCCCACAGCCCAGGCACGCUGGCUUGCUGGAAAAUGGGAACCAUGUCUCUGAGCAGCACAACAAGCAGACUCCACCCAACAACGUCCCACUUCAACUCCCUAGCAGUUUGGAACAGCUGCUGGAGUACCAAUGGGAGCAAGGGGCUCAGUUCCUUAUGCAGCAGGCUUCACAGUAUGAUGUUGCGUCCUUGAUGUCAAGUCUACACCAACUCAAGGCAGACAACAGCAGACUAGAGGCUCGUCUAGAUGCCCUGAUAGCAAGACGAAGCCAGCUGUUGCAAGUGAACGCCCGCCUGUCGGCACCCAUGUCUUGCACCCCAACAAACAGCUCAUCCACACCAACUGAUGUGACAAUGAGGGAUGCAUCGUCUAAAAGUUCACUUGUAACGACGCAAACAAGCAGCAUUAUGUCGAGCACUACUGGUGUUUUAUCCCCAUCUAACAGAGAUAGUGGAUUCCAUUGUCCAAGGUCAGUUAGCACUGUUGCCAUGGUAGAACCCACUGUGUGUAACGUUUCGGAGACAGCACCCAGGAGUAGCCAGUACAAUAUACAGCAGGCCCAGGGGAAAACGGGAGUUAGGGAGACAGUUCCAGCAGUGAGUGUGAACCUUAAAGCUGAGACGAGUAAAACCCCCAAGACUCAGUCGGUGAAAGUGUCUCCAAUAGUCACUGACCAAAAGAAACAUGUCGGUGGUGGUGCUGGUUUGAAACCUGAGCAAAAAGUGCAGCAGGCUGUGGAACACCAAAAGCCAGUGAUGACCCAAGGCGCAGUGACCAUGCUACCAGUAUCCCAAGCGAAGAUAGCAGUCUCCCAGCAGAGCCAGCUCCUUCCAAAACAGCAGUUACCUCUGACCCCACAGCAACAAAGACAAGUCCAACACUUGUCAAGCAAACACAGCAGCAGCAAACAGCCACUAAUCCUGCCGCAGCAACCGGUGUCAGCCCAACUACAGCAGCAAUUACACCACCAGCAACUCAUGCUUGUCAUCCAACAACAACAGCAGCAGCAACAACAGCAACUAAAAGACAACCGGAGCUCCGCUAGUAGGCACGACCAAGAGAAAGCCAAAGAAUUGGUGUUUUCACAGGCACAAAGUAAUCAAACCACACCUACUGUGAUCCCUCAGCAGUUUCUUCCUGUGCGCUACCCAGCAGGGUUUGUAACCUUCAGCGAGCAGCUCGGUCUUGCACAAGGCCUCUCUUCAGGAACCACGGUGCUGUCAACGCUGCCUGUCAUGCAGAUCAAUAGUAAUCCUACUGCUAAGGUGAUUAAUUAUGGAGACAAGAGCGGUCAUUCUGGCAAAACGGAGAAAUAGCUCCACUUUGUUAUGCUGACGUGAAGAGGGCCUCUAGCUUAUCACCAGUCCAUUGAAAGACGGUUGUAAAAGAGAGUCCAACCUGACAAAGCUUCGCUUUCGCGCUAAAAUACCACAGAAACCUCAUUAUUUCGAUCCACUUACCGAACGACCGGCAAAGUACACCGUCUUAUUAAGUCUGUAUUUCUCACUCGCCUUAUUUUAGCGUUUUUAUGUACAAAAUUGCAUUCAUUCAAAUCACUCAUCCUUUUUAUAUGUACAUUUACGUUAUAGAAGGACAGGGGUAUAUUAGAUAUCUUCCUAUAUAUGAACAUAAAAGUAAUAGUUACUAUACAAUAAAGCUUAGCGAUGCUUUACAAAA